Molecule: messenger RNA, 1062 nt
Organism: Scedosporium apiospermum
Lineage: Eukaryota; Fungi; Ascomycota; Sordariomycetes; Microascales; Microascaceae
Exons: 2
Coding region: 1-1062 (353 amino acids)
Source: RefSeq, a predicted model, not a curated record
AUGCCCGCCGCCAGAGCCGCCCUCCAAUUCCAGGAGCCGCAUGUCGUGCGACUCUCCGACAAGGAACGCACUAGCGGCAUCAUCACUGAGGAGCAUAUCGCCGAGGCUAUCUCUGCCUUGCACCGCGAUGGCCUCGUGGUUCUCGAGAACGCUGUGGACGUGGAGCACUGUGACAAACUAAACGAAAUCCUCAGCAGCGAGGCUGAGGCCAUGGCCGAGCUGCCCACCACUCAUUUCAACGAUAAUUCCCCCGACGGCGCUCCCACCGGCAACAUGUCUCAAGGGCCCCCUCUAACCCCUGACCUCAUGUACACCGACAUAUGGGCCAACCAACCCGCCGCCACCGUCCUCUCCUUCAUGCUGGGUCCCAAACCUCGCGUCAACUACGUUAACGGCAACACGGCUCUAGGCGGCUUCAACGGCGCGCGCCAACGCGUGCACGCCGACCUCACCUUCAACCACGCCCAGUUCCCCUUCGCCAUCGUCACCAAUUACUACCUCAUCGACGUGUCGCCCGCCAACGGGUCCACGGAGCUCUGGCUCGGAUCACAUCGCGACACGAGCUUCCACGACCACCGCAACGGCCAUCCUGUGGACCCGGACGCCGACAACGGCGACGGCCGCCACGGCAUCUAUGACAACACCCUCGAGUCCGAGUUUGGCAUCCGCGACGAGCUCCUCGAGCAGCGUCGCGCCUACGCUCCGCCCGUCCAGCCCACCGUCAAGAAGGGCUCCGUCGUCCUGCGCGACCUGCGCCUCUGGCACGCAGGACUCGCCAACCCCACCCCCGACCCGCGCAUCAUGCUCGCCUUCGUCCACACCCCCUCAUGGUACCAGUGCCCGGCAAAGGUCGUCUUGCCCGAGGCCACGAGCAGCCUCGUCGACUCGUGGGCUAACCGUGAAGUUAGUCCUGUGCAGUACUGGGCGCAUUUCGUCCCAGCCGACGUGGACCACAAGACCAUCAAGUUCAACCCCAACUUUAGCAGCGACAACAAGGGUUACCUCGCCAUGCUGCCCAAGGACGUCUCCAUGGGCUUCGUAUUUAAGGCGGACGACGAAUAG